AUGAUUGGUGCUACUAAGUGGGCCCUAGUGGCGGCGUGCUUGUUAAGUGUAGUCGGACAAACUGUGUUGGCGCAACAGCUAGGCCAAAGUUGCACGAAUCCUCGCGGUGUAGCAGGGAAAUGCAUAUUACUUCGCGAUUGCCCAUCGUUGGUCGCCAUUCUGCGGCAAUCGGCUCCUACACCAGAUGAUGUAGCCUUUCUCAAAAACUGCCGUUGUGGCGAUGAUAGCAAGAAUGUUAUGGUGUGUUGUCCCAAUCCAUUGCCCUCCUAUCCCCAGUGCGGGACUCACCUUGGGGACCGUAUUUUCGGUGGUCAGGAGACCAAAAUUGAUGAAUAUCCUUGGGCGGCGUUGAUCGAGUAUCAGAAACCAAAUGGUCGCUACGGUUUUCAUUGCGGAGGAUCCUUGAUCAGCGAGCGCUACGUGCUGACCGCUGCUCACUGUAUCAGUUCGAUUCCGCGCAGCUGGAAAGUACACCGGGUGCGGCUGGGCGAAUGGGAUCUACGCACAAACCCCGACUGCAAGGAGGAAGGAAAGACUAAGGAGUGCUACAAUCCAGUGAUCGACAUGGACAUCGAGAAGAUUGUCGUGCACAGUGGCUAUGAUACGCAAGAUAAAAGUCACCUCAACGACAUCGCGCUGAUUCGGUUGGCUCAAGAUGUUUCGUAUUCAGACACAGUGAAGCCUGUCUGCUUACCACUCUCUAGUCCGGCUAUCAACACCAAUCACGUCGGAUUGCCUAGUUAUGCCGUGGGUUGGGGCAAAACGGAGACUGCUACAGCUAGCGAGAAGAAGCUGUAUGUCGAAAUGAAGGUGGUGAGCCUGGAGGAUUGCUCGCCGGUUUACCAGCGUAACAAAAUAUUCCUGAAGCCAACGCAGAUGUGCGCCGGUGGAAAGAAAGGAACGGAUACCUGCAGUGGUGACUCGGGAGGUCCAUUGAUGCGUCGAAUCAGUGGUGGCUGGUACGUGAUAGGUGUAGUGAGCUUUGGACCAUCGAAAUGUGGUACCGAAGGCGUUGCUGGUGUCUAUACCGACGUAUCGAAGUACGCUGAUUGGAUUCGCGAGAAUGUUUACUAG
Anopheles coustani is the source of this 1074-nucleotide messenger RNA. Its product is annotated as CLIP domain-containing serine protease B4-like. The transcript has a single exon. The coding region runs from base 1 to 1074 and encodes 357 amino acids. Gene Ontology annotation, biological process: proteolysis. NCBI's taxonomy places the organism in Eukaryota, Metazoa, Arthropoda, Insecta, Diptera, Culicidae. Gene Ontology annotation, molecular function: serine-type endopeptidase activity. The record is from RefSeq and is a predicted model, not a curated record.